Molecule: messenger RNA, 402 nt
Organism: Vicia faba (fava bean)
Lineage: Eukaryota; Viridiplantae; Streptophyta; Magnoliopsida; Fabales; Fabaceae
Source: the annotation of a GenBank genome assembly
AUGAAGCCAGCAUUUGCAGCUCUUCUACUUGUGUGUCUUAUUAUCUCCUCAUCUAUGUUUGAAAUCACAGUACUUGGUGUUGAGUUGCAAUACAAUAGCUUGGACAUAAAUGAUAAGCUUCUAUUGGAGCUUCAAAGUAUUGGACUUGACCUAGAACCAGUGUAUGAUUAUUACUGCUUUUUUUUAAUGCCUGAAAUGGUGCAAGAAGAUGAUGAAGCCAUAUUGGAGGAUAUUACUAGGUUAGAAGAGUUGUACCAAGGACAGGUUUCCAAUAAGAGAAACUUGCUAGAUGGAUUGUUGAAAUCUGCAUCCGCCGCAAAAGAACUUGUAGAAAAGGAUUUUGACCAACGUGCUCUUGAUCAACUUGUUGUUACAGCUUAUGAGAAAUACACGGUACUGUAA